Messenger RNA from Hypoxylon trugodes, 285 nucleotides. RefSeq lists its product as uncharacterized. Bases 1 to 285 code for a protein of 94 amino acids. The transcript has 4 exons. The record is from RefSeq and is a predicted model, not a curated record. Lineage: Eukaryota; Fungi; Ascomycota; Sordariomycetes; Xylariales; Hypoxylaceae.
AUGUCUUGGGACGGUGUCUUCGUUUUUGAUCGAGACUGGGUACCUCACCUAACUCUUAUGGAACAAGCAGACAUGAUAGUGGAUAUCCGCCUCGAUCAAAAAUGUUCCAUGAGACAAUUGCUUGAGGAAGCUCAGAAGGAGAUCAAGAAUCUCCCAAAGAAUAUCCUCCCUUGGUUAUGGUUGAACGCAAUCAUUAUCACACUUGAGGAAAUGCUGAAGAAGCCGCCUCCUGGGUGGUCCGGUCCAUCCCCUUCUUCAGGGAUACCCCGAGAGAAACGGUUAUAG